Messenger RNA from Seriola dumerili (greater amberjack), 2039 nucleotides. It is a transcript of the gene nherf4b, whose product is annotated as Na(+)/H(+) exchange regulatory cofactor NHE-RF4-like. The coding region runs from base 6 to 1544 and encodes 512 amino acids. Gene Ontology annotation, molecular function: protein-membrane adaptor activity; signaling receptor binding. Gene Ontology annotation, cellular component: apical plasma membrane. The record is from RefSeq and is a predicted model, not a curated record. Gene Ontology annotation, biological process: protein localization to plasma membrane. The transcript has 11 exons. NCBI's taxonomy places the organism in Eukaryota, Metazoa, Chordata, Actinopteri, Carangiformes, Carangidae.
ACCUGAUGGGAAAGAGGCACAACAUGAGAUCAAGUACAGGUUUGGUGGAAAUCAUUGGGUUGACAGAGAAAUUCACAUUUAAUCCUAAAGAGGGAAUAGACAACCCAGUGAUGGUCAUCACAGACGACGCAGACUCCAUGCCGACACCCAGCCCACGUCUGUGUGUUCUUAAACGAGAGGAAGGGGAGUCCUAUGGCUUUCAUUUGCGAGUGGAGAGGGGGCGUCAGGGUCACAUAAUCAGAAAGGUGGUGUCAGGGGGAGUGGCUGGGUGCAGUGGCCUUCAAGAUGGAGACAGGCUUCUGGAAGUCAACAACUGCUAUGUGGACGAUGUUCCUCACCCUGAGGUGGCCAGGAAGAUAAAGCUGAGUGGACACCAGUUAUAUUUAUUAGUGUUGGAUGGGGAGGAGUAUGAGCAGGCUGUGUUGCGAGGCCAAGAGCUCCAAGACCUGGUCAGAGCACACAAGGGCGAGGACUGUAAACCACCCAGACUCUGCCACAUCACCAGAGAUCCUGUCUCCGGUCUGGGCAUUAACUUCUCGCCUGUGGAAGGAGAGAAAGGUCGCUUCUCCGUGAACCUGGUGACAGGAGGGGCAGCUGAAAAGGCAGGGGUGUGUAAGGGAGAUCGCCUGGUGUGGAUAAACGGAGCAACAGUGUCCGACCUCACACACUCAGCACUCAGCAGGAUGAUGAAAAAAUGUGGCAAUCACAUCACCAUCCUGGUGAUUGACAGUGAGAGUGAGAAGAACUACAUGCGACAGAGGAUGCCUAUCCUACCCACCAUGGCUGUUCCACACAACCUGCCUCAUAGGGCCAGAAAACUCCACCUGGUCUCUGGGCCUGAGGGCUACGGCUUCUUCCUUCGGCUGGAGAAGACGCCAGCAGGACGCACAUCUCAUGUUCUGCGUGAGAUGGACAGAGACGGUCCAGCAGAAAGGGCAGGUAUGCAGGACGGGGAGCUGCUGCUGGAGAUCAAUGGAGAGUCAGUGGAGACAGUGACGCACGAGGAGAUUGUGGACAGAGUGAGACAGAAUAAACAACAGGUUACCUUCACCACCAUCACUUCCCAGGGGCUCGAGUUUUACACCCAGUUGGGUCUAUCACCUCUUCUCUUCUGUGAGGAUGCUGCAGCUGAGAAAGAAGAGGAGAGCAGUGCACCUGCCUCUGAGGCAGAGAAGUCAGUACAAAAGGAAAUGGAUGGCUCGUGCAAGUCUAGACUCUGUUCUCUCCGAAAAGGCCCUUUGGGGUUUGGCUUUAAUCUGGGUUGUGUCCCAGAGAAUCCUGGGACUUUCAUCAGCCAGGUGGCUUUUGGUGGCUCUGGGCAGAGUGCAGGACUACUUGUGGGUGAUGUGGUGAUGGAGGUCAAUGGAGAAAAUGUGGAGGACAAAUAUCUGGAAGAUGUGAUUAUGCUUGUGAAGGAAGGAGGAUCUUUUCUUUCACUAUCAGUGAUGGAUAAGACUAGCUAUAACAAGAUGAAGCAGACUGACACACCAACCAGAAAUGUCACUGAGCAGAAGGAAGACAACAAUGAGAUAUCAUGGUUGUGAGCAACAAAGACACAUCAUUCUGAAGACAUUCUCCCAUCCCAUAUGUCUACUGAGGAGAUUUCAAACUGGGCUGAACAAGAAAAAACAAAUAUUAUUAACUUAUUGGCAAAGAGUUUGUUAAUCUAAUCAGGGUUUCACAAAGGAGAAAAAAGAUAAAUGAAACUGUAAAUGUGUAUUUGCAUAUGAUAUGUAUAUGUAUUUUUGGUUUGGUAUUAUACUGCACAGCUAGAGAUGUUGAACAUUUUGUCUGCCACAUAUGAGCUCAAUCAGAUAAAGCAGAAGAUAGAUUAAAUGCUCCAGAUCUUAAAGCACCAUGAUAAACUAAAUUUCCUAUUGUACUGAGAUGAAAAGAAACCAGUGGGUGUGUGUUUGAGCAGAAAAAACAUUUGGAAAACUACUAUUACUACGAUUCUUUAGAAAAUGAACAGCAGUUAUAUAAAGUAUUGAUGAUAAAUGGGGAAAAACACUGGUAUGGCCAAUUAAUACUAUGUAAAA